This is a messenger RNA of Desarmillaria tabescens, 1179 nucleotides long. Its product is annotated as arylalcohol dehydrogenase. Bases 1 to 1179 code for a protein of 392 amino acids. Lineage: Eukaryota; Fungi; Basidiomycota; Agaricomycetes; Agaricales; Physalacriaceae. The record is from RefSeq and is a predicted model, not a curated record. The transcript is spliced from 7 exons.
AUGUCUUUCCCACCUGCACCACCACCACCCACAGGUCUCGGUAUCUAUCGUGUUCUUUCACCACGAGCGGGUGUACGAGUAUCGCCCAUUCAGCUCGGGGGAAUGAGCAUUGGCGAAAAGUGGGGAGCUGUAUUCGGUACUAUGAGCAAGGAAUCCGGUUUCAAGUUGUUGGAUGCAUAUUUCGAUAUGGGGGGAAACUUCAUUGACUCUGCCAAUAACUAUCAGGACGGAGACUCUGAAAGGUUCAUAGGAGAAUGGGCUGAGCAACGCGGUAUUCGUGAACAGCUCAUCAUUACUACAAAGUACACGAUGAAUUAUCACAGAGGCAAUGAUCAGAUUAAACAAAAGGUGAACUUCGUGGGGAACAACGCCAAGUCUCUCCAGAACAGCGUCACUACGAGUUUGAACCAGCUGCGUACGUCGUACAUCGACAUUCUCUAUCUCCACUGGUGGGAUUGGGAUACCUCGAUUGAAGAGGUAAUGGAUAGCUUGCAUAAUCUUGUUCUGCAAGGCAAGGUUCUCUACCUAGGGAUCUCCGACACCCCUGCGUGGGUUGUCGCUCAAGCUAACCAGUACGCUCGAGAUCACGGAAAGACGCCGUUUGUGAUCUACCAAGGCCACUGGAAUGUCAUGGAUCGCUCCUUCGAGCGUGAGAUUAUUCCGAUGGCUCGUUCUUUAGGUCUUGCACUUGCUCCAUGGGAUGUCUUGUGCGGUGGGCGUCUUCGGACUGAUGAAGAAGAGGAACGCCGACGAACGACAGGUGAGAAAGGCCGAGCGAACAUGAUGACUCAAAGCUGGGAGCGGAACAAAGAAGAAAAGGCUAUGUGCAAGGCUCUGGAAAAGGUUGCUCGUGAAGUUGGCGCCAAGAGCAUCACUGCUGUGGCCAUCGCCUACGUGAUGCAAAAGGCGCCAUAUGUCUUCCCCAUCAUCGGCGGCAGGAAGGUUGAGCACUUGAAGGCCAAUAUCGAGGCAUUGGACAUCACCCUCACAGAAGAAAAUAUCGCAUUCUUGGAAAGUGCACGCCCAUUCGAUCCUGGAUUCCCCAGCAAUAUGAUCGGUGACGGAACGAGAUACGACUUUUUCGGGCUGAAUAGCACUGCGCGUAUGGUGAAGCAGCCUGCUCGUCAGGCUAUCCGGCCCGCGGACGUUAAGCGUAGCUUGAAAGAUUGGGGGGUUUGA